Messenger RNA from Sparassis crispa, 978 nucleotides. RefSeq lists its product as hypothetical. The record is from RefSeq and is a predicted model, not a curated record. Lineage: Eukaryota; Fungi; Basidiomycota; Agaricomycetes; Polyporales; Sparassidaceae. The transcript has 4 exons. Bases 1 to 978 code for a protein of 325 amino acids.
AUGGGCGAGAAGUUGUUGGAGAUUGUCAUAUCUGACAUUAGUUACAUGUCUAACAAGUUCGGGGUCAAAACAAUUGGCUGGUGCACCAAUGAUGGCCCGAAUGGCAAGAAGAUGCAUCAGCUGUUGAUGGGUGAGUAUCUCACCAUUCCGGAGAUACUCGAGGUGAUCACCCAAGCACUCGAGAUUGUCAAGUGGUUCAACAGUCAUGGUGUUGCAUUGGACCUCCUUGACAAGGAGCAGGAAUUGACUUACAUUGAUCGGACACAGACUCUUGCCUUAAUUUUGCCCCAUAUCACACAUUGGACGGCUCACUUUCUUGCCGUCUCUCAUUUGCUGGAUGUGUCUGUCGCAAUGAAGCUAUGUUGCACUCGGAAUGCAGAUAAAUUGCUGAUCUGUGCUGGGAGGACAGCUGAUGUGAAAGCAAAGGCACAAAGUAUCCUUGAUGUUGUGAAGGAUGAAGGAUUCUGGAAGAAGCUCAUCCGAAUUAGAACACACCUUGAGCCACUUGCAAUUGCAGCAAACAUCACACAGGCACCUCAUACUCGACUAGAUCAUGUGUUAUUGACACUCAGCAACCUCUACUGUAUCUACUGCUCUGCCGAUACUGAAAGUGACGUCCAUGAAAAGAUCCUGGGGAGUCUUGAGAAGCGUUGGAAGAAGGCAGACCAGGAUGUAUUUAUCCUGGCCAUCUUUCUCAAUCCCUAUAUCCAAGGGUGUUGCUUCAACCGUGCGGUGCUCACACAGUCUGCACUAUUCGAGAUGGUCAAGUUAACAUUCAUGCGAGUGUUUGGACAGGCUCCUACAAAUGACUUUGUGUCGGGCCUGAUCGACUACUCAAGAGCGAAGAAUAUAUUCACAGAUGGACUCAUACAGUUGGACUAUACAAAGGAGACAGCGGACAAGGUGUCAAAGGACAUUGAUCUUGUUCUUCUGUGGUCAAUGCUUGAUGGAUCCAAUGACGACAUCUGUCCUGGAUAA